Molecule: messenger RNA, 3577 nt
Organism: Tupaia belangeri chinensis (Chinese tree shrew)
Lineage: Eukaryota; Metazoa; Chordata; Mammalia; Scandentia; Tupaiidae
Gene: GDF11
Product: growth differentiation factor 11
Exons: 4
Coding region: 1-1089 (362 amino acids)
Cellular component (GO): extracellular region
Molecular function (GO): growth factor activity; cytokine activity
Source: RefSeq, a predicted model, not a curated record
AUGCGGCCCGCCUUGGCAGCUGCCCCCAAGGCAACCUGCUUUAAGGACCCUACUCAGGGCCAGAAGAGGCCCAGUAGCCGCGAGCUGCGCCUGGAGAGCAUCAAGUCGCAGAUCCUGAGCAAACUGCGGCUCAAGGAGGCGCCCAACAUCAGCCGCGAGGUGGUAAAGCAGCUGCUGCCCAAGGCGCCGCCGCUGCAGCAGAUCCUGGACCUGCACGACUUCCAAGGCGACGCUCUACAGCCGGAGGACUUCCUGGAGGAGGACGAGUAUCACGCCACCACCGAGACCGUCAUUAGUAUGGCCCAAGAGACGGAUCCCGCAGUGCAGACAGAUGGCAGCCCUCUCUGCUGCCAUUUCCACUUCAGCCCCAAGGUGAUGUUCACAAAGGUGCUGAAGGCCCAGCUGUGGGUAUACCUAAGGCCUGUGCCCCGCCCAGCCACAGUCUACCUGCAGAUCUUGCGACUGAAACCACUAUCUGGGGAAGGGACAGCAGGGGGAGGGGGCGGAGGCCGGCGUCACAUCCGUAUCCGCUCACUCAAGAUUGAGCUGCACUCGCGCUCCGGCCACUGGCAGAGCAUCGACUUCAAGCAAGUGCUACACAGCUGGUUCCGCCAGCCGCAGAGCAACUGGGGCAUCGAGAUCAACGCCUUUGACCCCAGUGGGACAGACCUGGCUGUCACCUCCCUGGGGCCAGGAGCUGAGGGGCUGCAUCCUUUCAUGGAGCUUCGCGUCCUAGAGAACACAAAACGGUCCCGGAGGAACCUGGGCCUGGACUGCGAUGAGCACUCAAGCGAGUCCCGUUGCUGUCGAUAUCCCCUCACAGUGGACUUUGAGGCUUUUGGCUGGGACUGGAUCAUCGCACCUAAGCGCUACAAGGCCAACUACUGCUCUGGCCAAUGCGAGUACAUGUUCAUGCAAAAAUACCCACACACCCACUUGGUGCAACAGGCCAAUCCAAGAGGCUCUGCUGGGCCCUGCUGUACCCCUACCAAGAUGUCCCCAAUCAACAUGCUCUACUUCAAUGACAAGCAGCAGAUUAUCUACGGCAAGAUCCCUGGCAUGGUGGUGGAUCGCUGUGGCUGCUCCUAAGGUGGGGGACAGAGGAUGCCUCCCCCACAGACCCUACCCCGAGAUCCUCCCAGCCCUGACCCCAAACCCCCAAGCCCUAGAUCUCCCUCCACCUCUUCCCAUGAGCAUCACACCUUGUUCCCUGACCAAGCAGUGUGCAAUACAACAGAGGGAGGAAGGUGGGGAUUGAGGGGUGAAGAGUUUGGGGGAAUGAGGGAGAAGGGGUAUGGUCAGGGUGGGAGUGUUUGAGGUAUGCAGGUGAGAAAGUUUGGUAAGAAGACAGAGAGAUGUAGAGACAGAGAGGUAGAGAGAGAGGAACAAAAAGAACAGUGGUGAGAAGGCAAAGGGAUAGAGAAGCAGACGAGACAGAGACUAGGCAGAGACAAACACUGAGAAAGAGACCGAAAUGGAGUAAUAAAUGAAAACCCCACACCAAGCCUCCUUUCUUCCACUGGCAAGGUGAGGGGCUUGGUAUAGUUUGGGGAGAUCCCCUGACUACUCAAUAGGAGAAAUCAAAAGCCCAUUCUUAGCUUCUUCUUUCUCUCCCUCCAACAGUAGCCAGGGGAAGGGAAGAAAGGUCAGGAGCAAAAGUUAAGGACUUGGGAAUUUUAUUUAUUUAUUUAUUGUGACUUUUCAUUUUUUUUUUGGUAUUUGGCUUUACUGGAAUAGGAGGGCCCCUGCCCACUGUGCCCCUAUUAGUCCCUUAGCCCCAAACCCUGCUCUUCCUCAAUACCCACCCACUUAAGCACUUGUAUAAAGCCUCCAGGGUUGGGAAUGGGAGUAAAGGGCAAGAGGGCUGAUACAUGGAAGUUUCUCACCCAUAAUCACCCUAACUCAACCUUCCUGAGCCAAACUGGUUGAAGUAUAGCCAGUGAUCAUGGAAAUAGUAAGAGGUUAGGGUUUAUGAGCUGGGAGGGGGAACCCUCAACAUCCAGGAUCUAUAUGAGAGCCACAAACCUAACCCUCAGGUCCACCUUCGUGGCAUAAUUAGCCAGAGGGUGCAGCCUGCUUAUGCCCAAAUUCCCCUCAGCCAAGAGAGACCAAAGAGCCUGUGGAAUGCCCCUGCUCCCAGCCUCUAUCUUCAGGUCAAUAAAAAAAAAAAAAGUAUAGAGAUCUCAGAGUCCCCAGGUCUGGGGAAGGUCAGGAGGGGUCAAGAAAGGAGUAGUGAGGCUGAAGGUAGUUACAGGGCAUUUGAAUCCAAAUCACUGCUCUGGGGUAGGAAAUAGAGCCAGCAGACCAAGGUGGAAAGGAUUCUGGAGGGGGGACGUUUUGGUCCCCCAACCCCAAAGCUCAGGGUGGAAGGGGAGAGAACAAGGGAGCAGAGUGUCUAUAAUUAUUUUUAUCUCUUAUUUUUGGAAUCUAGCAGUACCUGGCAGCAGGGAGGGGAUAGUAGAGUGGGGGAAAGCAUCUGCGAAGGCCAGUUAGGACAAAGGAUGGGAAGGAUGAAGACUCCCUGAUUUGGAAGGCUAGGAAGCAGGCAGACUGGUUGCCACUUCAAGUCACUAGCUGGGCCCAUUCGUUCCUCCCACAAUCCUGACUCACCCUCCUCUGGACGCACUGUGCCUCAGUUUCUUCCCCUCGAUGGAAUGAGAAAUAGUAGCACCCGCCACAGCCAAGAGAUGAAUUCUGAGCACUUACCACGGGCACUUUAUGGACAUAAAAUACCUCUCGCUGUGGGACAGAUAACCAGGGCACCAGAGUAGUGGUGAAGACGUGAGGCUUAGAGGAGUCACGGGCUUCAGUGUACAAAUUCCCCUCUGCCUCCCAGCUGGACAAUGCCUGAAGCCAAGGAGUUGAGAAUCUCCUGAUUCAUACCCUAUCCAUACCUCACCGCUAGACCUCCUGGCUCCAGGAAAGAGCCUGAGAUAACAGGCAAAGAGGGGGGGAAGAACCUUCAGCAAAAUGAUCACUAAAUAUAGCCAGCAGUUAUGGGUCUGAUAGAAACAGUACUGAACUAAAGAAAAGUCUAAGCUGGAGAGGAGAGCUGGAAUGCUUGUUCUUUCCAAGAGCACGACUCUCCCAAUUGGUACAGACAGUACAAGGGGCAAAGGUGUGUGGCUGCCCUUGGGAAAGCGAUGCUGAUGUGCUUUAGCAUCCUAUUCCUAUUCUCACAGUGAGAAAGCAAGAUAAGGUGUUUGAGUAGAGAAAUAGGAGGGGCUGUUAAGCUUUUCAACUUGCCUUCUUCCAUUAUAGCAGCUAUGCUAACCCCAAGCCUCUCCUCUCUGGCCCUGUUCUUCCUCCUUCCUUCUGCCCCUAUCUUGGAGAACAAGAUACAUCUGAUCAUCAACACCAUUCACAUUUCCUUUGUGGAAUAAGAGGAACAGAGAAGUGAAGAACAGAAGAUGCUUUUCUCCGAGGUCAAAUGCCUCUUAAUCUUGGCACAGGGUUGGGAUUGGGCAAUAGGCAUCAGGUAACUUCCUGCUACAAAUUCCAGACUUGGGACAUUAAACUUGGGGGACACUUAGAAUAUUGCCCCUUUAAUACCACCAAAUAAAGACCUUUGUGUGUG